AUGACUGUCGGCCACACCCACCAAAUCUUCUUUGCCUGGGACAGGAAGCUCGACAUGCGGUACCGGGAAACGUUUGCUACGUCCCCGAACACGGGCGCCAUGCUCGUACUCAUCUCGUUCGAUCUUGUCGGGGCCAUUAACACUUUGCUCGAGUCGACAUAUAACGUGCUCUCGGUCCUCUUCGCUGACCCGUCCUUUACCAUCGCGAAUCAAUUGGGCAACGGUGUGUUAGGCGCGAUCAAUAUCACGCUCAUCCGCCUCCGCAUGGGCGGAACAGCACCAACGCCAACCGACGUGACCCGCAUCAGUAAGGUGCGGAUUUACAUUUUCUUCAGCAUUUCAUCGUAG
Messenger RNA from Aphanomyces invadans, 348 nucleotides. RefSeq lists its product as hypothetical. Lineage: Eukaryota; Oomycota; Saprolegniomycetes; Saprolegniales; Verrucalvaceae. The coding region runs from base 1 to 348 and encodes 115 amino acids. The record is from RefSeq and is a predicted model, not a curated record. The transcript has 2 exons.